Tupaia belangeri chinensis (Chinese tree shrew) is the source of this 3078-nucleotide messenger RNA. RefSeq names its product Bruton tyrosine kinase (gene BTK). The transcript has 21 exons. Lineage: Eukaryota; Metazoa; Chordata; Mammalia; Scandentia; Tupaiidae. Gene Ontology annotation, molecular function: protein tyrosine kinase activity; protein binding; ATP binding. The record is from RefSeq and is a predicted model, not a curated record. Gene Ontology annotation, biological process: protein phosphorylation; intracellular signal transduction. Bases 269 to 2353 code for a protein of 694 amino acids.
UGGCUAUAACUAUGGAGUUAUCUGAAGUACAAUUUGUUGGUUAUGUCUAACUUGCAUCUUGUGGAUUCUUCCCAACCAUAGAAGGCUGCGCUGUUUUCUGAAUUUUGAUCUGAUUUUGUACUUACCAGUGUUUUGUUAUCAUGAGCAAAGUUACCUACUGAAUCCUUCUGGAAUAUUCUAAGUUUGAGAAGGCUAAGCAAGUUACUCUCCAUAAAUGAACAGAGUUUGUAUUCGUACCACACACACGUGAGCUCCAGAAAGAAGAACUAUGGCUGCAGUGAUACUGGAGAGCAUCUUUUUGAAGCGAUCCCAGCAGAAAAAGAAAACAUCACCUUUAAACUUUAAGAAGCGCCUCUUUCUCUUGACUGUGCACAAACUUUCCUACUAUGAGUAUGACUUUGAACGUGGGAGACGAGGCAGUAAGAAGGGCUCAAUAGACGUUGAGAAGAUCACCUGCGUUGAAACAGUAGUUCCUGAAAAGAAUCCUCCCCCUGAAAGACAGAUUCCGAGGAGGGGUGAAGAAUCCAGUGAAAUGGAGCAGAUUUCAAUCAUUGAACGAUUUCCUUACCCUUUCCAGGUUGUAUAUGAUGAAGGGCCUCUCUAUGUCUUCUCCCCAAAUGAAGAACUGAGGAAGCGUUGGAUUCACCAGCUCAAAAAUGAGCCAUCAGAUAUUCUUAUCAUGUUGGUUGGAGAUACUCAUCAUGACAGACCACUGAAGAGAAUUCACGGGAACUGUCUGGGACCUGGGCAUACAGGCAGAUCAUUGAUCCGGUACAACAGUGAUCUAGUACAGAAAUACCACCCUUGCUUCUGGAUCGAUGGACAGUAUCUCUGCUGCUCUCAAACAGCCAAAAAUGCUAUGGGAUGCCAAAUUUUGGAGAACAGAAAUGGAAGCUUAAAACCUGGGAGUUCUCAUCGAAAGACAAAAAAGCCUCUUCCCCCUACACCUGAGGAGGACCAGAUCUUGAAAAAACCACUGCCCCCUGAGCCUACAGCAGCACCUGUCGCCACAAGUGAGCUGAAAAAGGUUGUAGCCCUUUAUGAUUACAUGCCAAUGAAUGCAAAUGAUCUACAGCUGCGGAAGGGUGAUGAGUAUUUUAUCCUGGAGGAGAGCAACUUACCAUGGUGGAGAGCCCGAGAUAAAAAUGGGCAAGAAGGCUACAUUCCUAGUAACUAUGUCACUGAAGCGGAAGACUCCAUAGAAAUGUAUGAGUGGUAUUCCAAACACAUGACUCGAAGUCAAGCUGAGCAACUGCUAAAGCAAGAGGGGAAAGAAGGAGGUUUCAUUGUCAGAGACUCCAGUAAAGCUGGAAAAUAUACCGUGUCUGUGUUUGCUAAAUCUACAGGGGACCCUCAAGGGGUGAUCCGCCACUACGUUGUGUGUUCCACACCUCAGAGCCAGUAUUACUUGGCUGAGAAGCACCUUUUCAGCACCAUCCCUGAGCUCAUUAACUACCAUCAGCAUAACUCUGCAGGACUCAUAUCCAGGCUCAAAUAUCCAGUGUCUCAACAGAACAAGAAUGCACCUUCCACUGCAGGCCUGGGCUAUGGGUCAUGGGAAAUUGAUCCAAAGGACCUGACCUUCUUGAAGGAGCUGGGGGCUGGACAAUUUGGGGUAGUGAAGUAUGGAAAAUGGAGAGGCCAGUAUGAUGUGGCCAUCAAGAUGAUCAAAGAAGGCUCCAUGUCUGAAGAUGAGUUCAUUGAAGAAGCCAAAGUCAUGAUGAAUCUGUCCCAUGAGAAGCUGGUGCAGUUGUAUGGUGUCUGCACUAAACAGCGUCCCAUCUUCAUCAUCACCGAGUACAUGGCCAACGGCUGCCUCCUGAACUACCUGAGGGAAAUGCGCCCCCGCUUCCAGACUCAGCAGCUACUAGAGAUGUGCAAGGAUGUUUGUGAAGCCAUGGAAUACUUGGAGUCAAAGCAGUUCCUUCACCGAGACCUGGCGGCUCGAAACUGUUUGGUAAAUGAUCAAGGAGUUGUUAAAGUAUCUGACUUCGGUCUGUCCAGGUAUGUCCUGGAUGAUGAGUACACAAGCUCGGUAGGCUCCAAAUUUCCAGUCCGGUGGUCUCCACCAGAGGUUCUUAUGUAUAGCAAAUUUAGCAGCAAAUCUGACAUCUGGGCUUUUGGGGUUUUGAUGUGGGAGAUUUAUUCCCUGGGGAAGAUGCCAUAUGAGAGAUUUAGUAACAGUGAGACUGCUGAACACAUCACUCAAGGCCUGCGUCUCUACAGGCCUCAUCUGGCUUCAGAGAGGGUAUAUACCAUCAUGUACAGCUGCUGGCAUGAGAAAGCGGAUGAACGUCCCACCUUCAAAAUUCUUCUGAGCAACAUCCUGGAUGUCAUGGAUGAAGAAUCCUGAGCUCCCUUAAUAAGCUUUUUUGGUUCUAUUCCUCUCUUCCACAAGUCCCAAUUUCACAUUUUCUGAGGAAAGCCCAGGUUUACAGGCCCUGGAGCCUUUGAGCUCCCAUGAAAUACAUAAAGGCCCUUCUCUACAUCUAGGAACAUCUGAGUCCCUGGGACAGUACCUUCUGAGGAAAGGCCGAGGAAUUUUGGUUCCUGGUAUUACUACCCAGAGAGGAAAUUUCCCAAGAGUAUUAAGACAGUCUGAAUUUGGGUUGGAAACAUUUUUGGGGAGGGAGGGAUGUAAAUAGCCUCACAAGGGGUCCAACAACUCUUUGAGUAGGCAUUAGUUGGGAUGGGUGGGGGCAGAAUUUGGCAAGAAUGAAAUGGCGUCAUGAAAAUGGGAGGGAAGGGUGUUUUGAUAAAAUAAAAUGACUGGAAAGCAUGAAGGUCUCUGAUAUCUCAAUCACACAACCUCCCUGAAAUGCCCUAUCUCAGUAUUGCAGAAAACGGCUGUGUAGCAUUGGUUUGGUAUAUUCCUUCCUACAUUGAGAACUAAACAGGAUCCUCGGCAUUUAACCCCUUCUUGCUCUGAAGCAGAGAUGAAUUCACAAGCCAAAGCAAUCAAAAUUACCUGAAUGAAUCUGAAACUUGGGAGAUUGGGGGGCAAACUCUGCCAGAGUUUAAUUUAUCUACAUCAGGAGGGGGAAACUCUGAAGAACCAGGGCCAGGGGCCCAGGAUGG